AUGGGCGGCGGCGAUGCCCUCCAGAAGUCCAUGGCCGUCCUCGCGGCGGUCAAGAAGGGGAUGACCUCCGUGUCUGAGCUGCGGGACCGGUGCAACGACGCCAUCCGGGCUGGGGUGGACGUCAACGGGGUGGCGGAGCGUCAGCGGGUGCCCGUGGGUGGCGUGCACGGCCGCGACUACAUGAAGCUGGUCAGAGACGACGUGAAGCUGAGGCUGAAGGAACACGCGGAGAAAGAAGGGAAGAGGCUCCCGGGGUUCGGGAACGACGACGGCGACGGGGCGGACGCGAAGAGGCUCGCGGUGGGUGGCGUGGAUGGGGAACCGCCCCUCCGACUGGGAACCGGUGACUCGACCGGCGAGAGGCUCGUCGCACUCGGGGACGGUAAGGAACGCGGAAAGGGAAGGGCGACGUCCACGUCCGGGAGCGAGGACGACGGAGAUGACGCGGACAUCCCCGGCAUGUCCAAGGGUGAGCUCGUCGAUGCGGUGCUGAAGGAGCGGGUGCGGGGCGCCAAGCUGAAGCGUCGGUUGGAGAGGAUGGAGGACGAGCGCAAGAGGAAGAGGAAGAGAGGACGGAAGGAGGACGAUAAGCGGAGACGAAAGGGCAAGGGGAAGAAGAAGAGCAAGUCCAAGUCGAGGCGAAGAUCCUCGUCGUCGUCGUCUUCGUCGUCCUCAUCUGAGAGCUCGAGCUCGGAGCGCCGGUACGACCACAUCAGCGGCAAGGUCAUCAAGCUGAAGCGGAAGUCCUCCAGGGUCGACGACCGGCUGGAGUCCAACCGGUUGAAGACCUUGAAGCUUCUCAACUCAGCAUAUUAAUAG
Messenger RNA from Micromonas commoda, 819 nucleotides. RefSeq lists its product with no specific name. The coding region runs from base 1 to 816 and encodes 271 amino acids. The transcript has a single exon. The record is from RefSeq and is a predicted model, not a curated record. Lineage: Eukaryota; Viridiplantae; Chlorophyta; Mamiellophyceae; Mamiellales; Mamiellaceae.